GUGGCGGGCGCGGCUGCAGUCGGGGCCCGCUCGGCGCCGCUCGGGUUUCAACGUCACCGCAGGGGCAGGGCCCCGACUUAUGACGUCACGGCCGCCCCCGCCCCCCCACGCAUGGCGGCGGAGGAGGGGAAGUUGUUCGUGGGGGGCCUCAACUACGACACGGACGAGCAGGGCCUGGAGCAGCAUUUCAGCUCCUUCGGGCCCAUCUCGGAGGUGGUGGUGGUGAAGGACAGGGAGACCCAACGGUCCCGAGGCUUCGGCUUCGUCACCUUCGCCAACCCCGAGCACGCCAGCGACGCCAUGCAGGCCAUGAACGGGGAGUGCCUGGACGGGCGCCAGAUCCGCGUUGACCACGCCGGGAAAUCUCCCCGGGGGGCCCGGGGGGGCUACGGGGGCAACCGGGGCCGGGGCCGGGGCUACGGCCGAGGAGGAGGCGACCGUGGCUACGGGGGUCGCUACGACGGACGCAGCGGGGGCGGCUACGGGGGGGGGUCCCGGGACUACGGCGGCCGCACCCAGGGCGGUUUUGGCGAGCGCUUCCCCUCGGCCUCGUACAGAGACAACUACGACAACUGAGGUAGGGACGGGGGCACGGGGGGACCCCAAAAACCACAGGGGGACCCCAAAACUGACCGGGGGACCCCAAAAACCACAGGGGACCCAAAAACCACAGGGGGACCCCAAAACUGACCGGGGGGACCCCAAAAACCACAGGGGGACCCCAAAACUGACCGGGGGACCCCAAAACUGACCGGGGUCACCCCAAAACUGACCGGGGGACCCUAAAACUGAUCGGGGUCACCCAAAACUGACCGGGGUCACCCCAAAACUGACCGGGGGACCCUAAAACUGACCGGGGUCACCCCAAAAACGGCCGGGGGACCCCAAAAACUGAUCGGGGUCACCCCAAAACUGACCAGGGUCACCCCAAAACUGACCGGUGGACCCCCAAAUACUGAUCGGGGGGACCCCAAAAACUGAUCGGGGGGACCCCAAAAGGG
This is a messenger RNA of Cinclus cinclus, 1001 nucleotides long. RefSeq names its product RNA binding motif protein 3 (gene RBM3). NCBI's taxonomy places the organism in Eukaryota, Metazoa, Chordata, Aves, Passeriformes, Cinclidae. The transcript is spliced from 6 exons. Gene Ontology annotation, cellular component: spliceosomal complex. Gene Ontology annotation, molecular function: RNA binding; ribosomal large subunit binding. The record is from RefSeq and is a predicted model, not a curated record. The coding region runs from base 112 to 576 and encodes 154 amino acids. Gene Ontology annotation, biological process: regulation of translation; positive regulation of mRNA splicing, via spliceosome.